Chaetomium globosum CBS 148.51 is the source of this 1296-nucleotide messenger RNA. RefSeq lists its product as uncharacterized. The transcript has 2 exons. Bases 1 to 1296 code for a protein of 431 amino acids. The record is from RefSeq and is a predicted model, not a curated record. Lineage: Eukaryota; Fungi; Ascomycota; Sordariomycetes; Sordariales; Chaetomiaceae.
AUGCCUCGCCCAAAACGAUCGCGCGUCCCUGCGACGCGUCCCAACAAGGUCGCUUCCCCAUCACCCGAGGGACCACAGUCGUCCGGGACGCCACCCAUUGUGACGAAACCAAUUGCCGCGCAGCCUGAAGUCCCCGGUAGCGAUAUUUACGGUGUUAGCGAUCGCGAGAAGGAGCGCAUGAAAGAGCGAUCCGCUAAAGCCGCAACGGCUGGCUCGCAGUCCCGUCGGACACGUGCAUCCCAACAUCUGGACGUGAACUCGGACCAAGCGAGGGCGUUGGAGGACUCGAAGCGCAGGCGGGACGACGCGAUGAACAGGUUAGAUGAUCUUACCUCGACCUCGAGACCGGACGAAUCCGAAAGCCCAGGCACCGGGCAGGGUAGGGAGAUAGCGGGCGAAAGGCAGCCCCGGCUGACCGACUUGUCGGGUCUCGAUCUGGAUGACGAACUCUUCGCCAAUCUCGACGAUAGCCUGGACGACACAGAGAACGCGAUUGAGGAGACACGGACUGGCUACCGCUCCACAGACACGUCAACAUUUAAUGUGGCCAUGUUCAAACGCCGGCCUCGGCAGUCGAGCGUCGCUGGGAGGGGUGACGGUCCUAUCCGUCCGAGCAGUAGAAGGCAGAAUACACCUAGUAUUAGCGGUGCUCUUAAUUUCGGCGAUUUUAGGCGGCGUGCCCGGGAGCAGAGCAUCCUCGGGACGGACCGAAAGGCUCGGACGGCGAGGUCUCUAUCGCGAACUUCGCAAGCCUCGCGGAAUGCGAGCGUUCUUGGAGACGGAGAUGAUUCUGCCUCUCUCCUGCCCCGCCGGCGACACAAGGCAUCAACUCGCGACAAUGACAAUAACGACCCUUUUGACUUGGAUGCCUCGGAAGACGAGCGUUACAAUGCCAAUGGCAAUGAUGCGAAUGAGGCCUCGUACGUCGACUCGCGGCCUACGCGACGGAGAAAGGCCCAACGGCCUCUCGCAAAAUCGACAUCCAACGGGAAGGGCAAGCAGGCUGAAACCAGGAAUGCGGGUGGCAAGCGGCGUGCUGUGCGGACGUACGGGUCGACGAAUGACGACAAGGAGAACGACGAGGUUGCAGAUGAGUUUGUGGUCGGUAGUGGAAAUGAGGAACUCGAUGAGGAAGCACAGGAGGAGCUCCCUGUGGAGGAGACGAGCCAGAUGAUGGUGGAGCGGCUCGGAGAGGAGCUGCAGAAAGCCGCGAAGAAGUUUAAAGAGGUGGACAAAUGGGAAUUGUCGUUUGAGCAGGCGACGCAGAGUUCGUCGCCGGGCCCGUUCGCUCGUUGA